Molecule: messenger RNA, 1280 nt
Organism: Raphanus sativus (radish)
Lineage: Eukaryota; Viridiplantae; Streptophyta; Magnoliopsida; Brassicales; Brassicaceae
Product: ubiquinol oxidase 2, mitochondrial
Exons: 5
Coding region: 102-1181 (359 amino acids)
Biological process (GO): alternative respiration
Cellular component (GO): mitochondrion
Molecular function (GO): alternative oxidase activity
Source: RefSeq, a predicted model, not a curated record
CUCAACAACAUCUGGAAGACUUUCAAAACCGAAGUGAAUAAUAAUAUCCAAACUCACUAGAAACAUAGGAUCAGAUCUCAGACAAGAGUGUGUAACGCGACAUGAAGCAACUCGUUGCGAGGACAGCUUUACGAGCUCUGCUUGUCCGCGGCAGAGUGAACUCUAACAUGUUCACGAGGUGUGUUUCCACCGCCUACGUGGUUAAACAUGAAAAAGAAGCUGAGAAACCGAUGCUAGUUCAUGACUGCUGCGGCGGCUUUGGCGACUUCAAUAUCCGUUCUGAGCAUGUAUCCUUGCUUGGGCGUUUCAACCUAGGGUGGAGGAGGAUGUGUUCUGCGUCGGCGACUGAGAAGAAAGAUGAAAAACCACCAACGAUGGGUACGGUGAAGAAAGAUCAUAACGGCGGUGGAUCUGUGGCGGUUCCGAGUUAUUGGGGAAUAGAGACGGCCAAGAUGAAGAUUGCUCGAAAAGAUGGGUCCAAAUGGCCCUGGAACAGUUUUAUGCCAUGGGAGACACAUCAAGCAGACUUAUCUAUCGACGUCAAGAAGCACCACGUUCCGAAGAAUAUAGCCGACAAAGUCGCUUACGUGAUAGUCAAGCUCCUCCGUAUUCCCACCGACAUGUUCUUCCAGAGACGUUACGGAUGCAGAGCAAUGAUGCUAGAGACAGUAGCCGCAGUACCAGGGAUGGUCGGAGGAAUGCUACUCCACCUAAAAUCAAUCCGGAGAUUCGAACACAGCGGAAGCUGGAUCAAAGCGUUGCUAGAAGAAGCGGAGAACGAGAGGAUGCAUCUGAUGACGAUGAUGGAGUUGGUCCGACCCAAAUGGCACGAGCGUCUUCUCGUGAUACUCGUCCAAGGCGUUUUCUUCAGCUCUUUCUUCGCUUGCUACGUUGCUUCGCCGCGGUUGGCUCAUCGUAUCGUUGGAUACUUGGAGGAAGAGGCUAUACAUUCGUACACGGAGUUUCUUAAAGAUAUCGACGACGGGAAGAUCGAGAACGUCAAGGCGCCUGCGAUAGCGAUUGAUUAUUGGGGGUUGCCGGAAGAUGCUACGUUGAAAGAUGUUGUCACUGUGAUCCGUGCUGAUGAAGCUCAUCAUCGAGAUGUUAACCAUUUUGCUUCCGACAUUCGCAAUCAAGGAAAGGAAUUGCGAGAAGCAGCAGCUCCGAUUGGUUAUCAUUAGUGAAGAGUUAUUGUAUUUACUUUUAGUUUUUUUCUUUAUCUUGUAUUGUAUUAGCUCACAAAGACCUCACUUAUAACAUAAGGCUUGAUUAAUAUUUUA